Mycosarcoma maydis (corn smut) is the source of this 1197-nucleotide messenger RNA. RefSeq lists its product as uncharacterized. The transcript is spliced from 3 exons. NCBI's taxonomy places the organism in Eukaryota, Fungi, Basidiomycota, Ustilaginomycetes, Ustilaginales. The record is from RefSeq and is a predicted model, not a curated record. Gene Ontology annotation, cellular component: cytoplasm. Gene Ontology annotation, molecular function: electron-transferring-flavoprotein dehydrogenase activity; flavin adenine dinucleotide binding. The coding region runs from base 1 to 1197 and encodes 398 amino acids.
AUGACGAUCGAUCUCAGCCUCAAGUCUAACCAACAAAAGACCAUCGCGGUUCUAGGAGCAUCCUACGCUGGGCAUCGAGCCAUCCAAGUGCUCGUCGCAAGCUUGCCAGAGGACUGGCGCGUUGUCGUAUUGGAGCGCAACACUCAUGCCAACCAUCUGUAUGCAUUUCCACGAAUGAGCGUGGUGCGCGGUCAUGAGCAGAAAGUGUUCAUCCCUUACACCAACAUGUUCAAGCCCGCACUGGAUCGACGAGAUCAACACGUGCUCUUGCAUGCCAAUGUGUUGGAACUCGACCAGGAGCAGCGCCGAGUGUCCUACGAGCUGAUUGAUGACAAGCAGUCGGGUGUGCAGUGGCUGCACUGGGACUUUCUCGUGUAUGCGCUGGGCAGCCAUCUUCCAGAUCCGAUCAAUGUAUGGAGCAAUAGCGAACAUGUCAACACGCACGACGGCAGCAAAAUGAUGGGCGUCAAAUGGCUCAGAGAUGCGCAGGAUCGAAUCGAAAAGGCCGAAUCGAUCGUCAUUGUCGGCGGUGGAGCGUUGGGUGUCCAAUUGGCAACUGACAUUGCCGUUACCUAUGGUAGCUCGAAAAAGGUGACUUUGACCCACUCUCGUCCACAGCUGCUGCCUCGAUUCGACCCAUGGAUGCACGAGAAGACGGCUGCAAGGCUACAAGAGCUUGGAGUUGAGCUUGCACUUGGCAGCCGAGUUGAUCUGAGCACGGUGAGCGAGGAUAAAAAAAGGUUCAAGCUGCUUGACGGACGCGAGCUUCAAGGUGAUCUUACCUUGUUCUGCCUUGGUCAAACGCCGAAUACAUCGCUGCUGGGCGCGUCAUCGUUGAACGAUUCGGGCAUGGCCAAAGUAGAGCCAACACUGCAGCUGUCGGCUAACGAGCGCAUCUUUGUGAUUGGCGAUGCUGCAGAUGCGUUUGGGGCGAUCAAUGCAGGACAUACAGCGUGGGACCAGGCCGAGGUGGCUGCCAAGAACAUUCUGGCUCUCAUCGAUAACAAAGGCCAAGCGAUGAAGCUGGAGGAGUACAAGCCAACACCACCAGCCAUCAAGGUCUCUCUGGGAAUCGAUCGAGCGAUUCGACAGACGAUGGCGGGCGAGCUGGUCGAGGUCGACAGCGGAUCGAUCGAUCUCAAUUCGACCAACAUGUGGACCAGACGCGGACUCAGCACUGAUGAUUUGUGGCAGUAG